Messenger RNA from Mycosarcoma maydis (corn smut), 1668 nucleotides. Its product is annotated as putative chaperonin containing TCP-1 complex subunit CCT8. NCBI's taxonomy places the organism in Eukaryota, Fungi, Basidiomycota, Ustilaginomycetes, Ustilaginales. Gene Ontology annotation, cellular component: chaperonin-containing T-complex. The transcript has a single exon. Gene Ontology annotation, biological process: protein folding. The record is from RefSeq and is a predicted model, not a curated record. Gene Ontology annotation, molecular function: ATP hydrolysis activity; ATP binding; ATP-dependent protein folding chaperone. The coding region runs from base 1 to 1668 and encodes 555 amino acids.
AUGUCGCUCAAAGUGCCACGUGCGGGAGGACCGAACCUGUUCAAGGAGGGAUACAAGCACUUCCAAGGAAUCGAGGAGGCGGUGCUUCGAAACAUCCAAGCAGUCAGUGAACUAUCGGAGAUCGUACGAACUUCUUUCGGACCAAAUGGACGCAACAAGAUGGUGAUUAACCACCUGGAGAGGCUGUUUGUUACAUCGGAUGCGGCUACCAUCAUUCGGGAGUUGGACGUGGUCCACCCUGCAGCUAAGCUGCUGGUGAUGGCGAGCCAACAGCAGGAGGCCGAGAUGGGCGAUUCUACCAACCUCGUCCUGAUCUUUGCUGGAGAGCUGUUGAAGAAGGCAGAAUAUCUGAUCACUAUGGGCUUGCAUCCUUCCGAGAUCCUUCAGGGCUACGAGAUCGCUCGCGACAAGUGUCUUGCCGAGCUCGAGCAGUUGUCGAUUGCGCAGCUCUCGACGCCUCCCACGCCACAGAGUCUCGCGCUUGCACUCAAGCCGUGUCUAGCAUCGAAGCAAUAUGGCAACGAAGACUUGCUGGCACCUUUGGUUGCAGAAGCCGUCUCGAUGGUGUUGCCGCAAAACUCCAAGAACGGACUGGCCGACUUCAGCGUUGACAAUGUGCGUGUGGUCAAGAUCAUGGGAGGCAGCUUGUCGCAGUCCAAAGUGGUACGUGGUAUGGUGUUUGGUCGUGAACCCGAAGGCGUCAUCAAAAAGGCCAAGGCGGCCAAAGUGGGUGUCUAUACCUGUGGCAUGGACAUUACGCAGACCGAGACCAAGGGCACAGUGCUACUCAAGAACGCCGAUGAGCUGUCCAGCUUCUCCCGAGGCGAGGAGCAGCAGCUCGAAAAGUACUUCAAGGAGAUCGCCGAUUCGGGUGUCAAGGUGGUGGUUACACAGUCGCAAGUGGGCGAAUUGGCGCAACACUACUUGAACCGAUUUGGCAUUUUGGUCAUCAAGAUCCUGUCGAAAUUCGAGCUGCGCCGACUGUGCCGAUUGCUGGGUGCUACACCUCUGGCUCGACUUGGCGCGCCGUUGCCAGAGGAGGCGGGAUGGAUCGACUCGAUCGAGACGACCGAGAUCGGCGGCGAUCGCGUGACUGUGUUCAAGCAGGAGGACGGACAGCCUGGGGGUAAAGCCAAACCCAAGAUGUGCACCAUCGUGCUUCGAGGAGCCACGUCGAACCUACUCGAUGAUGUUGAGCGAGCGAUUGACGAUGGAGUCAAUGUGAUCAAAUCCCUCACGCGUGAUCCACGACUUGUCGCUGGAGCAGGAGCCACUGAGCUGGAGCUCGCUAAACGCAUUGCCGAUCUGGGUGAAAAGACACCUGGUCUCAAUCAGCACUCGAUCAAAAAGUUUGGCGAAGCGCUCGAAGUGGUACCGCGAACUCUCGCCGAAAACGCCGGUCUGGACUCGACCGAGAUCGUCUCCCGUCUGUACGCCAAGCACGUCGACGCUGCCGCCACCGACAUUGGCGUCGACAUUGAAAACUCGGACGACGGCACCCUCUCAACCACUCACUCCCAGAUCUUCGACGUCCUCGCUGCCAAAUCCUGGGCUUUGAGAUACGCCACCGGCGCCGCCAUCAGCGUUCUCUCGGUCGACUCGAUCAUCAUGUCCAAACCCGCCGGCAUCAAGGCUCCAAAAGCCAACCCCAACUGGGACGACGACUAA